CCUUAACCCAACGAGACUGUUUGGAAGUGUCUGUCGGAAUGGUGAUGCAGUCUUGAUAUCGCAAGGAAAACGGAAGCGACCGUUGUAGUUACCUUACAAGCAAGCUAACUAAUUGCACUCUACCGAUGCGUUAGUCAGAAGUCUUCCUUAACAGAAAUAGCAAGCUACCCGGCUCAUAUAUGUGGUUUUACACGCUUUCCGCGAACGAUUAUUGUCAAGAAGAACACAUUAACGUUCCGCCGGACAUUCCUGUGUCGUUGAUGGAUUCGCAUCGUUGCUGACUUGUCCAGCGCGCACGCACGCACAGAGACCGUGGGAGAAUUCAACUCUGCUUUAACAUUUUCACUUGGGAGUCUCCCACUAAUUUAAUAAUCGUGUGUUCAGCGUUAUUUUCGUAGCGACCACAUCGCGGUGUCCGCGGAUAAAACAAUGCGCAGCUAAAACCAACAUUUUUUUUUGAAGGUUGAGGUUUAUUUGUGUGCCAGUGUUGUCAAAAUACGGAACUCGGUGUCGCUGAAAUAAAAAACAUUGACAAGCUGUUUUAUUUUGGACUUUCCCAAGCCCAAGAAAAGAGCAGUCUGCGCUCCAUUUUCGCUACCAGUGACCUGUCAUCGCUGUGGGGAUUGUCGGUAUGUCUGAUGAAAGAUACUCAGCGUUGGAUGAAUCGUCUCUCCGGAACCUGCUGGACGGGACGGUGGACAUGGACGAGCGGCGGCUGAUCCGCUCGGCGAUCCGUGAGCUGCGGCGGCGGGAGAUCGAGGACAUGGAGGCGGCGCUGUCCAGCAAGCGCUUCCGCCCCGCCCGCCAACACCUGCGCGAGGACAAGGAGAACCAGCUCAGUUCUGUCUCUCUGGACCAACUCUCUGGCAAACUACAGAACAUCCAGGACAUUGAGGAGCUAACUGUACUGCUGCGUGGUGCCAGCGAGUACGAGGAGAGGAAGCUGAUCCGGGCGGCCAUCCGUCAGCUGCGCGACGAGGAGCUGCGGGGAGCCUCAGAGAAGGUCAGGGGGAUGGGACGCCGUCCCGAACCUGAAACAGCAGAGCUGCACAGUGCCCUGGGGACAGUGGACCGUGCCAGAGACAGCCUGGGGGAGCGAGAGCAGAUCCGGUCGCAGAUUCGGGAGCUGAGGAGCCAGCAGUCCCUGAGCAGAGAGCUCCAGCGCGCAGACUCGAACUCAGGCAUGGUGCUGGUCCUGGACACUCUGGGAAAGGAGGACACCCCCGCCCCCCUGAUGGGGCGCCAGCGGCUGGAUUCGGGCACCUCCGACUCAGACCUGGUGCCGCCCCAGCGGCAGCGGCUGGAUUCUGGGGCUUCUGACCGGAGCUUGGGGUCCGUACCCCGACCCCGCCUGGAUUCGGGUGCUUCAGAGCGCAGCCUGGGGUCCAUACCCCGACCCCGGCUGGAUUCUGGGGCUUCAGAGCGCAGCCUGGGGUCCGUACCCCGACCCCGCCUGGAUUCGGGGGCUUCUGAGCAGAGCCUGGGUUUGGCCCCCCGGGGCCGGCUGGACUCCGCCGGCUCCCAGCCCCGCCCCAGGCAGAGGACCGACUCCGACGGGACGUCCGACGGCGGCCUGGGCCCGCUCCCGCGCCAGCGGUCCGGCUCCGGGGCGUCCGACGGGAGCUGGUCGUCGCGGAGACGGCUGGAUUCGGGCACCUCGGACCUGAGCCGGGGCGUGUCCUCGUUCGGCCAGGCUGCCGUGGCGACGACGAGCAGCAGCUCCAGCACCGACUCGGACGCGGAGAGCGCUGAACUCGGGCCGGUCCCGCCCCCGGCCCCGCCCCCGGCCCCGCCCGGCGACGACAGCUCCACCACGGACACGGACCGCGAGCAGCCCGACGGGCCCGUCCUCUCCAGGAAGCUCCCCGGUUCCCGUGGCAACCUGAUGAAUGGCGGCUCGGAGCUGAGGGACGGCACGCAAGAGCAGAAGACCUCGCUGGGCAGAGACAGCCGCUUCGCUUCCCUACACAACGGCAGAGAGAUCGUGUCCAACAGGAAAGACCCGGCCCCCCCCCCCUCCUCCUCGCCCUCCCCCUUCACGCGGGCCAGCUCCGUGCGCGACCGCGUGCGGAAGUUCACCGAAAGGAGCCCCAGCAGCACCGGCGGCGGGGGGGCGCCCCUGAAGAGGGGGGGCGGCUCCCUCAGAAACGGGGUGUCCUCCCAGGCCGGCAGCCAGACUCCCGUCUCCAGGGCGACCAGGCUUUUUGGGGAGCCGGCGCGGGACGAGAGGCGAGAGGGGCUCACCGCCACCACCACCACCGCUGGUCCCCGGAGACCCCGCAUCGGGUCUUACCCUUCCUCCUCCUCCUCCUCCUCCUCCUCCUCGUCUUCCUCAGAGAGCAUCGAGGGUGUGCUCCAGGGACAGCCCGCCCAGCAGCAGCAGCAGCAGCAGCCUCCCCCCGCCAGCCAAUCGCAGAGCUCGGUGGGCGGGGCCCCGGGCCGGGCUGAAAAGCCGGACCCCCCCUCUCCGGGCUCAGAGGACGAGCGCACCGCAGGCACAGGAGCAGCGGACAGCACCGCCACCGGCCAGGCAGAGGAAGAGGAAGACCGCGCCGACGACAUGAAGACCUUCCUCACCAUCGAGAUCAAGGACGGGCGCAGCGGCGGCACCGUGGCGGCCCCCCGGGUCACCGCCAAGCCGCCGCAGCGCCGACAAGAUAUAUCCUAUGUUGCCAAAGCACAGAAAAGAACAUGUACAAUGGAUCACAUAAACCUAAAUGUAGACAUUAGGUGUACAGACCAAUAUAGGCUUGUCCUAAUAUGCUCACGCGGUCUCCCUCUCUCUCUCCCUCUCUCUCUCUCUCUCUCUCUCUCUCUCUCUCUCUCUCUCUGUAUAGAACUGACCCUGGGCCUGAGGGCAACGCCAUUCAAGAUAUCCUCUUCCAGCCUUUCAUCUGGCUCCUCCUUCAAGAUUGAGGCGGAGCCUGUGGUGGGGGCGGAGCCUUCCGGCCUGACCGCCAGCGAGGCCCCGACCGCCGUGCCCAAUGGCGCCUCUGAGGGGCGGGCCCGACCGGCGGCAGGCGCCACCAAGCUGAGCGCCGAGCAGCUGGCCGCCAUCGAGGACGAGGAGGUCCUGGAUAAGAUGCUGGACGAGUCCAAAGACUUUGAGGAGCGGAAGCUGAUCCGGGCGGCCAUGAGAGAACUGCGCAAGAGAAAGAGAGAGGCUCUGCUGGGAUUGUCCCAAGAGGAAACGGGUAUGUGUGUGUGUGUGUGUGUGUGUUCGUCAUUUGCAUGCGCUCACGUGUGUGUGUGUGUGUGUGUGUUCUGCAUGUGUGUGGGACUUGCACAGUGUGGCCAUUGGGCCCGUGGAGGUGGUCCCUCGCCCGACGCUCCACCGUAUCGCUGCCAGACCGCCUUCGCCCAGUCCGAUGAUGGCAGCCGUUCUUCCAGAAGCACCUGCACAGAGGCCAGCUACGUGCAGAAAUCCGACAAGGGGACGGUACAGACAAAAUCCUACAGCUACUCCUCCAGCUCCAGCUCCAGCUCCAGCAGUAAGAAAGUGGGCAGCGUGUUUGACCGCGAGGAUGACUCCUCUCCGCGUGGCGGGGGCGGGGGGGGGCUGGCCGCGCUGGACCGGCGGCAGGCCGAGCGGCGGAAGGAGCUGAUGAGGGCGCAGACGCUCCCCAAAACCUCAGCCGCGCAGGCCCGCCGGGCCAUGAUCGAGAAACUGGAGAAAGAGAGCGGGAGCCCGGCGAGCGCGGCGGUGUCCCGGGUCAGUAAGGUGCAGCGCUCCACCAGCUUCGGCGUUCCCAACGCCAACUCCAUCAAGCAGAUGCUGCUGGACUGGUGCCGGGCCAAGACGCGGUCCUACGAGAACGUGGACAUCCAGAACUUCUCCUCCAGCUGGAGCGAUGGCAUGGCCUUCUGUGCGCUGGUGCACAACUUCUUCCCCCAGGCCUUCGACUACGACUCCCUCAGCCCCAGCAACCGCAGACACAACUUCGAGGUGGCGUUCAGCACGGCAGAGGCCCUUGCUAACUGCAUGCCGCUCGUGGAGGUGGAGGACAUGAUGAUCAUGGGCAAGAAGCCCGACCCCAAGUGCGUCUUCACUUACGUGCAGUCGCUGGUCAACCACCUCCGUCGGUAUGAGAUGACCCGCCAGGCCUUCGCUGACCUCUGACCUUUGACCUCCCCGCUCUCCCACCCACCCACUGAUGGCUCUCCGCUCCCCUUCCUUGGACAGUGGACAAAAAAAAAAACACACAACUUAUAAUCUGCCAAACCUCUUGCCCCCCCCCCCCCCCCCCGCCACCAACCUCCCCCACCCUCCGUCCAUGAACCCCCCCCCCAGCACCGCUCCUCAGACGACCCCUGAAGGAGGCCGAAGGUGCGUUUAUCCGUCUCGCGCUCGCCCCCGCCGCCCUGUGUCCGCCGCAGAGGCGUGAGCGCUGGGGGGCCACGGACACGCCCCGCAGAGUCAGCCCUGGGGAGGGAGCGGUACCCAAAAACCACGCUCUGCACGAGCUACGCGUCGACACCGCCAAGAACGAACACUCAGUGCGCCUGAAAUGCCAAAGUUUCACAUCUGGUUUUUAUAUUUAGUCUUUUUUUCUUUUCUUUUCUU
Anguilla rostrata (American eel) is the source of this 4564-nucleotide messenger RNA. RefSeq names its product smoothelin-like. The record is from RefSeq and is a predicted model, not a curated record. Gene Ontology annotation, molecular function: protein binding. The transcript has 20 exons. The coding region runs from base 632 to 4120 and encodes 1162 amino acids. Gene Ontology annotation, biological process: actin cytoskeleton organization. Lineage: Eukaryota; Metazoa; Chordata; Actinopteri; Anguilliformes; Anguillidae. Gene Ontology annotation, cellular component: filamentous actin; microtubule organizing center.